Molecule: messenger RNA, 791 nt
Organism: Ruditapes philippinarum (Manila clam)
Lineage: Eukaryota; Metazoa; Mollusca; Bivalvia; Venerida; Veneridae
Product: ATP-dependent DNA helicase PIF1-like
Biological process (GO): DNA repair; telomere maintenance
Molecular function (GO): DNA helicase activity
Source: RefSeq, a predicted model, not a curated record
UGUAAUAUUUAUGAUUAAUUUUUACAUUUAUUUUCUAGCUAUGGAUCUUAAUGCAAUCACAUGUACUGCUACAGUAGAGGAGCUUUCAGCUGGAGGGGAAACACUCAGAAAGAUGCAACAUAAAAGUGUGACUUUCACUCUAGGAAGAAAUGAAUUUAGGGAUGUAAUACUAUGCAUAAAUUUUCCUAAUAAGCGUGAGAUGAAAUAUACAGUUAAAGAUGUGUUGGUGCACAAGAAAUUUGUUAAGGAUGGCAAAGCCACAAUAAAACUUCCAACAGAAAACACUCAAGUAAUGGUUUCAAACUGUGCUCCAGAUAAACUGGUAAUGUUUCUCAAAACACUGACAACUAAGCUUGAGUGUUUAAAAAAGAAAGGUUUUGUAAGUGAUCGGAUGAAGUGGAAGUCUGAUCUACCUAGGACUUUUGAAGAAAUAAGUCCAUUGACAAUGAGGGAUUUAAAAGAAGCUCAUGAGGUGAAAGCGAAAUUGGCAGAAAAAUCUGAUUUAUACACUCCUAAAGGAAAGCGGAAAAGAUGUGCAAAUGAUAUAGAAAAUCAGCAACCUCCUGGAAGUAAAAUGGCACGAAAACUCAUGUGUAGCGAUGUUAAGGGUAUAAUAGGAUUGAAAGAAAGUAGUUUACUAGAAGCAGGGGCUACACCAGAAGCAGUAACUGACCCAGUCAAGUUGACUAAGGAACAGAAAACUGUAUUGGAAAGUGUAAAAAGUGGACAAAACAUUUUCUUCACUGGCAGUGCAGGGACUGGAAAAUCUUUUCUUUUGAGAAGAAUUAUUG